AUGCCCGGUACUAGAUGUGCUGUGUAUGGUUGCAAUAAUAACCUUCUUGCAGUAAAAGCUAAAGGAGAAAGUGUAACGUUUCAUGUGUUUCCUAGACAAAAAGACUUAAUUUCUAAAAGAAUUAGGUCUGAAUGGAUUAAUCGUUGCAAAAGGAGAGAUAAAUUUAAUCCAGAUACAAGUAGAAUAUGUUCUGUUCAUUUUGUUCAAAGUGAUUAUGAAAGAGAUUUACAAAAUGAAUUGCUGGGUUUACCAGAAAGAAAGAUUCUGAAGAAAACAGCUAUCCCUACAUUAAAUCUUCCGGAUAGAAUGAACCCAACAGUUACGGAACGAGAAAGAAGAAGUUCAAAAAGAAAACAAAAAGAAGAAGUUAAUGAUCUUUUAACAAAUAAUGAUAACAAUAGUAACAAUCUUCAAGAUGAAUGUCAUUACGAAAUUAAAUAUAAGAAGCUGUUAGAAGAAUAUAAUGUUUUAAAAACAGAAUAUGAAAAAUUGAAAGAAGAUCAUAAGAAAAGAAUAAAAGUAUUAAACGAUUUAUUACGAUAUUACAAAAGAAUGCCUUCUGAAAAUGGUGAUUGUCGAAAAAAAAUUAAAAAGUUAAGUAAGAUAAUCACAUAAUAAAAAAUACAGCUCGUU
Molecule: messenger RNA, 633 nt
Organism: Centruroides sculpturatus (bark scorpion)
Lineage: Eukaryota; Metazoa; Arthropoda; Arachnida; Scorpiones; Buthidae
Exons: 2
Coding region: 1-615 (204 amino acids)
Molecular function (GO): sequence-specific DNA binding
Source: RefSeq, a predicted model, not a curated record